Messenger RNA from Arabidopsis lyrata subsp. lyrata, 2308 nucleotides. Its product is annotated as putative respiratory burst oxidase homolog protein G. Gene Ontology annotation, molecular function: NAD(P)H oxidase H2O2-forming activity. The record is from RefSeq and is a predicted model, not a curated record. Gene Ontology annotation, cellular component: plasma membrane. NCBI's taxonomy places the organism in Eukaryota, Viridiplantae, Streptophyta, Magnoliopsida, Brassicales, Brassicaceae.
UCGUCUGCCAACCAUCUUUCAACCAUAAAGACAAAUGCAGAUGGAUAUGCAGCAAUGAUAAUGAAAGUGCUUGACAAAGAUAAUAUUGGAUACAUCAUGGUAAGUUUUCUUGAAGAUAACCCGAGGAUCGAUAAUUUUUCGAUUACUACUUGUGUUUGUAACUUUGUGGUGAAUUUAAAACAGAUGGGUAGUCUUAAAUCCUUGCUUCUGGAAGCUGAAACACAUUCCAUCAGCACAAACAGUGAAGAAAGAAAGAAGUUGGGCGACAUGAUAAGUAACAAGCUUAAGCCUACACUUGACCCUAACCCGUUGAAGAGAUGGUACCAUAAACUUAGAUUCUUCGUACUGGAUAACUGGCAAAGAAUUUGGGUAAUAGUGCUAUGGCUCAUGAUUAUGGCCAUCCUCUUCAUAUACAAAUAUAUUCAAUACAAGAAUAGAGAAGUGUAUGAAGUGUUGGGGCAUUGUGUGUGCUUGGCUAAAGGUGCAGCUGAGACACUGAAGCUGAACAUGGCCUUGAUUCUGUUACCUGUAUGCAGAAAUACCAUUACAUGGCUUAGAACUAAAACUAGUUUGGGUGUUAUUGUCCCUUUUGAUGACAACCUCAACUUUCAUCAGGUUAUAGCGGUGGGAAUCAUGAUAGGAGUAGCCAUACACUCGGUGACCCACUUGGCGUGCGAUUUUCCACGGCUAAUUGCGGCAACUCCAGAGGAAUACAUGCCUCUACGAAAAUUCUUUGGAGAAGAGCAACCAAAGAGAUACUUGCAUUUUGUGAAGUCAACAGAAGGAAUAACAGGACUCAUAAUGGUUUUCUUGAUGGCAAUUGCUUUUACACUAGCUAUCCCUUGGUUUAGACGAGGGAAGCUCGAAAAAAAGCUUCCAGAGCCACUAAAGAAACUAGCUAGCUUCAAUGCCUUCUGGUAUACUCACCAUUUGUUCGUGAUAGUAUACAUUCUCCUUGUCCUUCACGGAUACAACUUGUAUCUCAGCAAAGAAUGGUACAAGAAAACAACGUGGAUGUACUUGGCAGUACCAGUAGCUUUCUAUGCAUGUGAGAGAUUAAUACGAGCAUUUAGGUCCAAAAUGGAGACGGUAAAAGUUAUUAAGGCUGCGACUUAUCCUGGAAACGUAUUGACAUUGCACAUGUCAAGGCCUACAAACUUCGAAUACAAGAGCGGUCAAUACAUGUUUGUAAACUGUCCAGCAGUCUCACCGUUUGAGUGGCAUCCAUUUUCAAUAACUUCUGCACCACAUGACGAGUAUUUAAGUGUUCAUAUAAAAUCACUUGGAGAUUGGACAAAGGCUAUCAAAGGAGUUUUCUCCGAGGUAUCUAUGCCACUUCCGGUCGGAGAGAUGUCGCAUGGUGCAAAUAAUUCCGAUUUCCCGAGAAUUAUGAUUGAUGGUCCGUACGGCGCACCAGCACAAGACUACAAGAAAUACGAGGUGGUUCUGCUGAUCGGCCUUGGGAUUGGAGCCACCCCAAUGAUAAGUAUUAUUAAGGACAUAAUCAAUAAUACGGAGACCAAAGAACUUUCUCAAGUUGACCUAGGGAAGGUGGGAUCACAACAUGAGCCACAAGGUGAAAAAGAAACUUUCAAGACGCGAAGGGCUUACUUCUACUGGGUAACAAGGGAGCAAGGCUCAUAUGAUUGGUUCAAGAACAUCAUGAACGAGAUUGCUGAGCGGGACAAAAAUAAAGUCAUAGAACUACACAACUAUUGCACUAGCGUCUAUGAAGAAGGAGACGUUCGUUCAGCGUUCAUACAUAUGCUUCAGUCUCUAAACCAUGCCAAGAGUGGUUUAGACAUUGUCUCUGGGACCAAGGUUAUGUCCUACUUUGCCAAACCUAAUUGGGAAAACAUUUACAAACAGAUAGCCAUGGAUCACCCUGGCUCUAAUGUUGGAGUGUUUUAUUGUGGAGCCCCGGCAUUGACAAAGGAGUUAAGGAAUUUAGCUUUGGAAUUCGCACAUAAGACAAGAACUAGAUUCUCCUUCCACAAAGAAAACUUUUAAAGAUAAUGAAGCCUAUACUCACAAUGCUGAUAAAGUAUGAUGACCAACAAGAUGAUAACUAUUAUGGAGUAUGUGUGAUUGUGUGUUAUGCUUUUGCUUUUUGAAAAGGGUAAUAUUCUACCCGAGGGACCUCAAAUCUAUAUAUAUAUGGAAUAUGCGUGAUUGUGUGUUAUGCUUCUGCUUUUUGAAAAGAGUAAUAUUCUACCCGAUCGACCUUAAAUCUAUAUAUAUAAUAGGAGAGUUGUCUCUCCAUCUAGGGUAUCCACAUCAUCAUCCAAGUCAUCAUAUUGUAAUUUUG